Molecule: messenger RNA, 4432 nt
Organism: Eublepharis macularius
Lineage: Eukaryota; Metazoa; Chordata; Lepidosauria; Squamata; Eublepharidae
Gene: MUSK
Product: muscle associated receptor tyrosine kinase
Exons: 17
Coding region: 48-2897 (949 amino acids)
Biological process (GO): multicellular organism development; positive regulation of kinase activity; protein phosphorylation
Cellular component (GO): signaling receptor complex
Molecular function (GO): transmembrane receptor protein tyrosine kinase activity; ATP binding; protein binding
Source: RefSeq, a predicted model, not a curated record
UCUUGGAUUAAAGAAGACGUAUCCCUUCCCUGCCCUCUGGAGUAAUCAUGAAAGAUUCGCUAAACAUUCCUCUUGUACAUAUCUUUACCCUGGCAGCCUUCGGCUUGGCUGAGAAAAUCCCCAAAGCACCCACUAUCACUACUGUUCUUGAAACAGUAGAUGCUCUGGUCGAAGAGGUAGCCACUUUUGUGUGUGUGGUAGAGGCUUAUCCCCAGGCAGAAAUUAUCUGGACCCGUAAUAACAUUCCUAUCAGGCCCUUCGACACGCGGUAUAACAUACGCGAAAAUGGGCAGCUACUAACCAUUCUGAGUGUGGAGGACAACGAUGAUGGAGUGUACUGCUGCACUGCAAACAACGGAGUAGGUGUACCAGCCGAAAGCUGUGGGGCAUUGCAGGUGAAAAUGAAACCCAGAAUAACUCGUCCGCCUUCCAACGUAAAGAUAAUCGAAGGUUUAAAGGCAGUUUUCCCAUGUACUACUAUGGGGAAUCCCAAGCCUUCCGUGUCAUGGAUCAAAGGAGAAAAUGUUAUAAAGGAAACUACCCGGAUUGCCAUUCUUGAAUCGGGCAGUUUAAGGAUUCAUAAUGUCCAAAGAGAAGAUGCUGGCCACUAUCGAUGUGUAGCAAAGAACAGCCUUGGGACAGCCUAUUCGAAACCUGUAAUGCUGGAAGUAGAAGUUUUUGCCCGAAUCCUGAAAGCUCCUGAAUCUUAUAAUGUCAGCUUUGGCUCUGUGGUAACACUGCGGUGUGUGGCAACAGGCAUUCCUACUCCUACUGUGACAUGGCUUGAAAAUGGAAAAGCUGUCUCAGCAGGAUCCAUAGUGGAAACAGUAAACGACAGAAGGAUUGAUUCUAGGCUGCAAGUUUAUGUGGCCCGACCUGGCUUGUUCUCCUGCGUAGCCACCAACAAGCACAGUGAGACAUACGGCACCGCAAAAGCUGCAGCCACGAUUAAUGUAUCAGAAUGGAGCAGACUCUACAAGGGAGAUGCAGGCUACUGCAGCACCUACCGAGGAGAUGUGUGUAGUGCUCUUCUGGCAAAGGAUGCACUUGUUUUCUUCAACUCCUCCUAUGGGGACCCAGAGGAGACCCAAGAACUGCUUGUCCGCACAGCAUGGACGGAAUUGAAAACAAUGAGUCCUCUUUGCCGUCCUGCAGCUGAGUCCCUGUUGUGUCACUACAUCUUCCAGGAGUGCAAUCCUUCCAGGAUUGGACCUGCUCCAAAACCUGUUUGCAGAGAGCAUUGCCUUGCUGUAAAGGAUCUCUACUGCUUUAAGGAAUGGCUUUUGAUGGAAGAAAAUGCCCGCAAAGGGAUCUACAAACCAGGACUGAUGCUACUUACCCUGCCAGAGUGCAACAGACUUCCCAGCAUACACCAAGACCCAGAGGCUUGCACCAAGAUCCCACAUUUUAAUCUUAAAAAGGAAGAUAUAACCACAACUUGCUACAAAGGCAAUGGGCUAACCUACCAAGGCUCGGUCAAUGUCACAGCUUCCGGCAUUCCUUGUCAGAAGUGGAGCGAGCAGGAACCCCAUUCACAUAGAAGAACCCCUCAAAUUUUCCCAGAGCUCUCCAAUGCAGAAAACUAUUGCCGUAAUCCAGGUGGUGAAGAUGUACGGCCUUGGUGUUAUACAAUGGACUCCUCUGUAAAAUGGGAAUACUGCAAUGUGCCCCUUUGUGGAGAUGUAUCUUUGUCACAAGGAACCACAAAACCAAGUGUAGAGACUCCACACUUCCCUCCUUCCUCCAUUUUCUCCCCAACAUACUCUAUGACAGUCAUUAUCUCCAUCAUCUCCAGCUUUGCAAUAGUUAUCAUUCUCAUUAUCAUUGCUCUUCUUUGCUGCCGAAGACAUAAGCAAUGGAAAAACAAAACAAGGGAGUCAGCUCCACCAGCCCUGACAACACUUCCUUCUGAGCUCUUACUGGACAGAUUGCACCCAAACCCCAUGUACCAGCGCAUGCCUCUUCUCUUGAACCCAAAGUUGCUCAGCCUGGAGUAUCCACGAAACAAUAUUGAAUACGUAAGAGAUAUUGGAGAAGGAGCUUUUGGACGUGUCUUUCAAGCAAGGGCUCCCGGACUACUUCCCUAUGAACCAUUCACAAUGGUGGCUGUGAAGAUGCUGAAAGAAGAAGCCUCCGCAGACAUGCAGGCAGAUUUUCAGAGGGAAGCGGCACUCAUGGCUGAAUUUGACAAUCCAAACAUUGUCAAACUUUUAGGGGUAUGUGCUGUUGGAAAGCCAAUGUGUCUGCUGUUUGAAUACAUGGCCUUUGGAGACCUCAAUGAAUACCUACGCAAUCUAUCACCCCGCAGCCUCUGUAGCCUGAACAACAAUGACUUUGACAUAAGGAUCCGGCCGGCCAGCCCUGGCUUGCUUGCUCUUUCUUGCACUGACCAGCUGUGCAUCGCCAAACAGGUGGCAGCUGGCAUGGCAUAUCUCUCCGAACGCAAGUUCGUCCACCGGGAUUUGGCCACCAGGAACUGUUUGGUGGGAGAGAACAUGGUGGUUAAAAUUGCUGACUUCGGUCUCUCCAGAAACAUGUACUCAGCAGACUAUUACAAAGCAAAUGAAAACGAUGCCAUUCCCAUACGAUGGAUGCCUCCUGAGUCCAUCUUCUACAACCGUUACACAACUGAAUCUGACGUUUGGGCCUAUGGGGUGGUCCUGUGGGAGAUCUUCUCCUUUGGCAUGCAACCGUAUUAUGGCAUGGCUCAUGAGGAAGUCAUCUAUUAUGUGAGAGAUGGGAAUGUUCUGUCUUGUCCAGAUAACUGCCCUUUGGAGUUGUACAAUCUCAUGCGACUUUGUUGGAGCAAGCUGCCUUCUGACAGGCCCAGCUUUGCAAGUAUCCACCGUAUUCUGGAGCGCAUGUACGAGAGAGCAGUGUCGGCUGAUCAGGCCUGAGCCAGGCUCUUGGAACACAGCAUUUCAUGACCUCUUUCUUAGACAAACUUGGAAGAAAAACACAGCUGGGUUGUGAUACAUUCUCAGUGCGGGCAAUUGGCCUAAUACUGCAUCUGCUCUUCAAGUGACUCUCCCAACAGAAAGCUGGAGCAAGUGCCACACUUUCACUUAAUAAUAAUAAGAAUAACAUUCAAUUUAUAUACAAUAAUAACAUUUGAUUUAUAUAUAUUAUAUACACUUUCACUUGCUCAAGGACUGUAACAUCAGGCUUGGUAACAACAGCAAAUGGCAUAUGAACCACCCACCCACCCACCGACUCACAUCUGUAUAUAUAGUUGCCUUGUUUUGAGUCAGACCCUUAAUCCUGUACUAUGCAGCUGUUUCCCAAGGUCUUUGUGCAGAGGUCUUUUCCAGGCCUGGUCUCAGAUACUCUUUAACUGGGAUUGAAUUUGAGGUCCUCCAGUUACAAAAUAUGGUAUUUACCACCAAGCUCCAAUUCCUUCCUCAAAAUAAGAGGAGCUCUAUUCCAGUGCAAAUGGUUUGAUCGCUGUGGCCAUAUUUGUUAACUGGCAAAGGAAAAGGAUGGAUUACAGGUGGCAGGCAUGGGGCUAGUAUUAGGAAAAGUGAAAGAAGCCAGUUUUGUUGAGACUGGAUUUUCUAAAAGGCUGUGCUAGCAUAUUGUCUGGAAAAAGCUGGCUGCAUGAGUUGCAGAUUUUCAGCUGUCUUCCUCAGUUCUAUAUCUCUUCUAAAAAUAUUUUUUCUACUAUUUUUAAACAUAUGGAGCUAUGCAGUUACCAGCGUGAUAGGCCAGCAACCAAGUAUCUUGUAUCAACAAAGAACACGUUCCCACUCAUUUAUUCACCAGCUCUAUACCACUUGAUGUUUGUGUUUCUAAGCAGAUAUUGCACACAGCUGUCAAAUCCUGCAUGUGAGACUGCAUUAAGAAAAUGGAGUCAAGCAACAUGGUAAUGUAACAAUUGGUCGCACUUUCCUCAUCCAAGUAUUUCCUCAUGUACAGUAUGGUAUCUUGUGAACAUACAAAGCUUCCUUAUAACGACUCAGACUAUUGGAUCAGUCGCCUCAGUACUGACUCCUCUGAAUCAGAGCUGUUCUCUGGGUCCUUCAAUACCGGUUACCUGAUACCUUUUCACCGGAAAUGCCAGGGAACUUAUGCAGGCAAAGCCAUGGCACUUCCCCUGUUACCAGGGCUUUUUUUCUGGGAAAAGAGGUGGUGGAACUCAGGACCGCGCAAUGAUGUCACUUUGGGUCAGCUGGAACAAGGGGGGAGUUUUUUCAAGUUUAAAUCACCCUCGGUGAAAAUGGUCACAUGGCCGGUGGCCCUGCCCCCUGAUCUCCAGACAGAGAGGAGUUUAGAUUGCCCUCCGCAUUUUCAAGAGGUGCCGGAACUCCGUUCCACCACAUUCCUGCUGAAAAAAAGCCCUGCCUGUUACUAUCACUUGGGAAUGUACUGGUCAACUGAGGAAAACUUGGCUUUUCGUGGUCCAGCAUUUGAGUUAUUAAAGAAUGAAGUUCUC